Molecule: messenger RNA, 335 nt
Organism: Phyllostomus hastatus (greater spear-nosed bat)
Lineage: Eukaryota; Metazoa; Chordata; Mammalia; Chiroptera; Phyllostomidae
Product: prothymosin alpha-like
Exons: 1
Coding region: 3-335 (110 amino acids)
Biological process (GO): negative regulation of apoptotic process; positive regulation of transcription by RNA polymerase II
Cellular component (GO): nucleus
Molecular function (GO): histone binding
Source: RefSeq, a predicted model, not a curated record
GCAUGCCCACCAUGUCAGACACGGCCUUGGAUGCCAGCUCCGAGAUCACCACCAAGGACUUAAAGGAGAAGAAGGAAAUUGUGGAGGAGGCAGAGAAUGGAAGAGAUGCACCUGCUAAUGGCAACGCUAAUAAGGAAAAUGGGGAGCAGGAGGCUGACAAGGAGGUAGAUGGAAAAAAGGAAGAAGGAGGAGCAGAGGAGGAGGAAGGUGAUAGUGAGGAAGAGGAUGGAGAUGAAGAUGAGGAGACUGAGGCAGCUACAGGCAAACAGGCAGCUGAAGAUGACAAGGAUGAUGAUGUUGACACCAAGAAGAAGGAGACUGAUGAGGAUGAAUAG